Molecule: messenger RNA, 1609 nt
Organism: Vitis riparia (riverbank grape)
Lineage: Eukaryota; Viridiplantae; Streptophyta; Magnoliopsida; Vitales; Vitaceae
Product: probable calcium-binding protein CML21
Exons: 5
Coding region: 531-1238 (235 amino acids)
Molecular function (GO): calcium ion binding
Source: RefSeq, a predicted model, not a curated record
UUGAUACCACUUUUAAGACCAAUGAGUUGUGAUAUUUCUGGGUGGAGUGGUGUUUGGAUUGAAGAAGAGGGAUGUUGAAAGGAAAGUGGGGGAGAGAUGAGCAGCAAGAAGGUGGUGUGGGUAUAAUUAAUAGGGAAAAGUCAGCUCUGAGGGGUCGAGAAAGGCGACAAUACGUGGUGGGUGCAGCACAAAUCUUGGCUGAGAAACCAACCGUAAUCAACUUAGUAACAAACCCCAAUAUCAUAUCCUCCAACUUUAGUAAACACACCUCCUCCACCUCUUCUCUCUCCCUGUGUUUCCUUCUGGGUGUGGUGGGUAUUUUUCCAUUUUCGUUCUACGUUGAGUUGGGUGGGUGGGUUAAGUUUCAACACAGGGAAAGGCUUUUCCAAAGGGUGUAUGUGUGUGGGUUCUGCCCAGUGUUUGCUGAUCUUGCUUAGUUUCACUGUCUCUCCUUGCUUUUUUUCUUAGUUCAGCCAGGUGCAUACUUAGCACUUGUCCCUUUUCCCAUUUAGUCUCAUCAACUAUCGGCAAUGGGAGGCGUGGUGGGAAAAGGCGAUUCACCUAGAAAAGCCUGGGUACCAGAAACAAAGCUUGAGGCCAAAAUGGUUGAAGCUAUGCAGCGGAGGGCAUCUGAAGGAAGCGCCAUGAAAUCGUUCAACAGUAUAAUCUUGAAGUUCCCAAAAAUUGAUGAGAGUUUAAGGAACUGCAAAGCUAUUUUUCAGCAAUUUGAUGAGGAUUCAAAUGGUGCAAUAGAUCAUGAAGAACUGAAAAGAUGUUUCCUUAAACUGGAGAUUUCUUUUUCAGAGGAGGAAAUCAACGAUCUUUUUGAGGCAUGUGAUAUCAAUGAGGAUAUGGGAAUGAAGUUCAAUGAGUUCAUUGUACUUCUCUGCCUUGUCUAUCUUCUCAAGGAGGAUCCUGCUGCCCUUCAGGCCGUAUCCAAAAAAUCACGGAUGGGGAUGCCAAAUCUGGAGGCAACCUUUGAAACACUGGUUGAUGCAUUUGUGUUCCUGGACAAGAAUAAGGAUGGCUAUGUGAGCAAGAGCGAGAUGGUGCAUGCAAUAAAUGAAACAACUGCAGGGGAGCGUUCUUCUGGAAGAAUAGCCAUGAAAAGAUUCGAGGAGAUGGAUUGGGAUAAAAAUGGAAUGGUGAACUUCAAGGAGUUUCUUUUUGCUUUUACCCGUUGGGUUGGGAUCGACGAUAUUGAGGAUGAAGAAGAAGAGGGUGAAGAGAAAGUUUGAAUGAAAAUUUUCAGGCAUCUCUAAUCAACUACACACUUGCAAUGUCCGUGAGCUUGUCAGAGCAGUGUGAGUUCCCACAUGAGGUGUUAUUUGCUUUUCCAAUAAUGGUGGAGUUGAGAUAAACAUGCAGGGGCAAACCUUCGCCCUUCCCUUGAUUUGUAAUGUAAAUAGUCUCUCAAGGAUAGAACUCAAACUCAAAUCCUUUUCCAAUGAGACAGACAAAACCUCAUUGCAUAGUUGAUUGAGGGAUUAUGAUGAUGUACUGUAUUGUUUUUUUAAGAUCUCUGGACGCUUUACUGUUUUCCAGUGAUGUGCAUGACCAGAGAUUUGUUGUCAAAAAAGGCUAUGAUUAACAAAUUGUUUGGCAAGAA